AUGCAGGCUACUGUAGGCUUACUUGCCUUGGCAGCCUUGUUCUGCCUUGCCGACGCAGGCAGAAUCUCGGUGUCUAGAGGAAAGAAUGUCACGAAAAUUGAUGACUUGUGCGCAAGAAUGCACAAUAACACUGCUCUCGAAGGAUCCUCCCCACUGAUGAUGAUGCAGGCGACCGCCUACGAGUGUCAGAAGAAAUGCGUGGACAUCUUCCCAGAGUGCUCGGCAGGUAAAAAUUCGCUUUUGCACCACCGGAUGAGGGGAGCUGAGAAACGGGGAAGAUUGAUCACAAAGAAGUUUCAGUGGUCUACUACUACUUGCAUAAUGAGACGAAGAAACACUUCUGCUAUUUGUUCUCGGAGAACUCGGUUCAAGACAAGAUUGACCUUGUCGAGCAAAAGCCAGAGAACAAGAAGGAUAUUGUUCGAAUGUUGGAAUUGGUCGUUGACUGUCACCAGUUUGAUGCUCAUCCACCAUUGGAGGAGGACGGAUUGGCUUCGUCCACCGAUAAGGUUGACAGAAAGAAGAGAACAAGGAGACGAGGCUGUUCAAGGAGUCGGAGACUGGACUGAUUGGUCUCACUGCACUAUCAACGGGCACGAAGUGCGUUCCCAGGCCUGCGAGUACGGUAGAAAAAUCCAGCGUCGUGGUUGCCCAGCCCGCUCGGCCCCACAAAGAAUGCCAGCUCCACCAGCGCCACAGUUCCCACCACGUACUCCACAAUACCCAAGUGGUCAGCAGCAACAGCAACAACAAAGAGAGCAGCAGCUGAGAGAGCAACAACAACGUGAGCAACAGCAUCGUGAGCAUCAAGCUCGUCUUCAGCAACAACAGCAACAACAACAGCAGCAACAGCAGCCACCACAGCGCCCGCCACAGCAACCACAGUCGUUCUCUGGAUCCCACGAACUUCAACUUCAGCUCCAGAGACAGCAACAGCAACAGCAGCAACAACAACAACAGCGUCCUCAACCACAACCACAGCCACAGCCACAACCACCGCAAUCUGGACAAUCUCAAAUUCAACUCCAAACCGGACCAGCCCCACCACAACAACCCCAACAACCUCAACUCCCACCUCAGCAACAACCUCAACUCGAGCGUUCUCCACUCGACCAACACGCCCAACUCUACCAACAAAGAAUGUCGCAAUAUCGUGAGAACUACAACCAAAGACAUCCAGCUCGUCCAAAGGCCGAUCCAUGCCCAGGAGGAUAUUGUGCUCCAGUCCAACAGUCUCCAACUCCACCACCACCAGUUCUCGCUCCAGUCAUCAAUACCGCCACUCAGCCACCACUUCCACAACCCUACCCGACCAGAUACCGUCCAGCACCACCACCACCACCAGCAUGUGACGGACAAGGAUGUGUGAACCCACCAGUGACUUCUGGAGUUUGGCACGAUUGGUCCGACUGGUCAGCAUGCUCUUGCACUUGUGGAGAUGGAGCCAAGUCCAGACGACGUGAAUGCUCUACUAACAAUUGCCAAGGACCAGACUUCGAAACCGAGCCAUGCAACAUGGGACCAUGCCAGACUUGGUCAGAAUGGUGUGAGUGGUCGACCUGCUCUGCUAGCUGCGGAUCUGGACAACGAGAGAGAACUCGUUUCUGCCAUCUCGGAACCAACAGAUGUGAAGGAAAGGACUACGAAUCUGAGCAAUGCAGCGCUGGACCAUGCCCAGAAUGGUCGCAAUGGGAGGAUUGGGGACAGUGCUCUGCCACUUGCGGACAAGGUGUCGCUGUUCGUCAACGUACCUGCCUCGGAGGAGUUUUCGGUGACCAUCUCUGCCCAGGACCAAAGACUGAGCAACGCCCAUGCGACGGAGGACCAUGUUCUCUGUGGUCUCCAUGGCAGGAGUGGUCUACAUGCUCAGCUUCCUGCGGAUCUGGAUCCAAGAGAAGACAACGUGUCUGCCAAUACGGAACUGAUUGUCAAGGACCAAACGAGGAGAGCCAAUUCUGCUACGGACCUCCAUGUGCCGAAUGGACCGAGUGGUGUGAGUGGUCUGGUUGCUCUUCCAAGUGCGGACCAGGACAAAGAACUAGAACUCGUGGAUGCUUGGGACCAAACGGACAAGAGGCUACCACUUGCCAAGGACCAAGUAUUGAGACCACAUUGUGCGAGGGGCAAAACUGCUGCAACUGGUCGGAAUGGUGUCAUUGGUCAAUGUGCGAUAAGGAGUGCGGAGGAGGACAGUCUAUUCGUACCCGUACUUGCUUGAACGGAGCCGGAAGCCCAGACGCUGCUUGCCACUGCGACGGACCAGAUCGAGAGGAGAGAGAGUGCAACUCCCAAAGCUGCGCCCCACAAUGCGCUUGGAAUACCUGGUGUGAAUGGAGCCCAUGCUCUACUCAACUUGCCUGCGAGGUCGGAGUUCAGACAAGAAGCCGUCAAUGCGUCGGAGAAUCCGGAUGCCAUUGCAUCGGACUGGCAGAGGAGUCUCAACAAUGCCGCGGGUUGACCCCAUGCCCACCAAAGCCACCAUGUUAA
Caenorhabditis briggsae is the source of this 2487-nucleotide messenger RNA. The transcript is spliced from 9 exons. The record is from RefSeq and is a predicted model, not a curated record. Bases 1 to 2487 code for a protein of 828 amino acids. NCBI's taxonomy places the organism in Eukaryota, Metazoa, Nematoda, Chromadorea, Rhabditida, Rhabditidae.